AUGGAUAGUGAGGGUAGACUGGUGUUUUGGAAGAGCGGUGUCUGGGAGGGGGGAGCGCCCACUCUUAGCUGCAACACCUGUAAGAAACGACGCGCCGACAGAAUGAGUGCUAACGAUACGGAACGUCCCCAAGGUGAGCUGAAGAAGCUCUCCGAGGAGAGUUUGACGCGGCAACCGGAGGAGGUUUUUGACAUUAUAUGCAAACUCGGAGAGGGCUCAUAUGGCAGUGUUUAUAAGGCGUUACACAAAGAAAGCGGGCAGGUGCUCGCGAUCAAGCAGGUCCCAGUCGACACAGACCUGCAGGAGAUCAUCAAAGAGAUCUCUAUCAUGCAGCAGUGUGACAGCCCCUACGUGGUCAAGUACUACGGCAGUUACUUCAAGAACACAGACCUAUGGGUGAGGCAUUCAGAGGUCACAAUAUGUUUAAUCGUAAUGGAGUACUGUGGCGCCGGCUCUGUUUCCGACAUCAUGAGGCUGCGUAAAAAGACGUUAUCAGAAGACGAGAUAGCCACCAUCCUGUGUGACACCCUCAAGGGUCUGGAGUACCUGCACAGAAGACGGAAGAUCCACAGAGAUAUUAAGGCUGGGAACAUCCUGCUGAAUACAGAAGGUCAUGCUAAACUAGCAGAUUUUGGCGUCGCUGGUCAGUUGACGGACACAAUGGCUAAACGCAACACAGUAAUAGGCACUCCAUUCUGGAUGGCUCCCGAAGUGAUCCAGGAGAUUGGCUACGACUGUGUGGCGGAUAUCUGGUCGCUGGGUAUCACGGCGCUGGAGAUGGCAGAGGGGAAGCCACCGUAUGGUGACAUACACCCCAUGAGAGCUAUCUUCAUGAUACCUACUAAACCACCUCCGUCGUUUAGAGAGCCAGAUCAAUGGUCUCCAGAGUUCAUAGACUUCGUAAGUCAGUGUUUAGUGAAGAACCCCGAGGAGCGAGCAACUGCCGAGUACCUGUUAACACACGAGUUUAUAGGUAACGCCAAACAUCCGAGUAUCCUGAGCACAAUGAUAGCCGAAGCUCGCGAGAUCAGAGAGAGCCAAGUGUUCCGGAAUGCACAGCAUCACACUAAUAAUGCUAAGACUUUUGCUGCGGGCGAGGGUUACGAGGAAGCGACGAUGAAGCAGCGCGGCGAUGGUACGCUAGUCCCCGCUAGAGACGCCACCACGGACCUGGCGGCAGACCUCGGCACCAUGGUCAUCAACGAGCCUGACGCAGACCUUGCUACUAUGAAACGUCACGACACAGAUCCAAUGGACACGAAUCGUCCGAAGUACCGGCCGUUAUUCCUCGAGCACUUCGAGAAGAAAGAGGUCAACCACCUCAAUAUGGCCGCCACCACUAACGGGACACUCACUCCUGCGCACCGAAUAGUGCCUGAUGAAGACAGUGUAACAGCAGAAACCGAAUCAGAAGCGAACCCCGCGCUAGCAUUCCAGCGCGCGUUCGUGGAGGAGGGGAACUUCGAAUUCCUCGGCUACCUAUCAGUAACGGAGUUGGAAGAUCGCGUGGCGCGAUUGGACGCGGAGAUGGAGGCCGACAUCGAACGUCUGCGCGCGCGCUACCAUCGCAAGCGACAGCCCAUACUCGACGCUAUACAUCUCAAGCGUAAGCGACAACAGAACUUUUAA
Spodoptera littoralis (African cotton leafworm) is the source of this 1629-nucleotide messenger RNA. Lineage: Eukaryota; Metazoa; Arthropoda; Insecta; Lepidoptera; Noctuidae. The record is from the annotation of a GenBank genome assembly.